AUGUCCGGUGGUAAGAACAAGCGCUCGAAGCGUCAUGAGGGUUGGGAGGAAGCGGGGGGUGAGUUCUACCAGGAACUCUAUCCGGGGGGUGAACAGGAUCUCUUCGAGAACCUUCAGAGAGCCGAUGCUGCGAAACUUGCCACGUUGCUACCUUCGAAACAGGCUAGAAAUACGACCACGGCAAAACGUGUGCGGUCACAGAAUGAACGCCGUCAGUCCACAUACGCUCGCACAACACAGAGUAGGGACAUACACCUGUCCAUGUUGCCGGAUUUGUCUGAAAACUUAUCCAAUGAAGAGCGCACGUGGGAGGAGAUUAUGCAAAUUAAAGCCAUGCCGGUGCCGAUGCACCAGAAGCUGGAGAUUAAAGCGAGAUUACAGAAUGCUACGAAGCUACGAUUGCAAGGUUUAGAACAACUUCAAUGGCGACAAAGAAAAGUGUGGCAUCGUUUUAGUAUACGUUUCACCGAAAUUGUGGGAAAGCUAGAACUUUGGCAGACAUCUUUACGAGAAAUUGAAGGGAAAUUUGGUACAGGAGUUGUAUCAUACUUUCUAUUUCUAAGAUGGCUGUUAUUUCUCAACUUGAUCAUAUCGAUUUUAGUCAUAUUUUUUCUCAUCCUACCCACACUUUUGUUAGACGAAGUUACGUACAAGUGUGAUACGUUUCUAGAAAAUUCGACAACUUGCUGUUCUCAAGCGUAUUUCCAAAGGAAUUUUACGCGUAAUAAUGUAAUUUUGGAAUUCAUUCAAGGCACUGGUUGGAUGGAAAGGACGAUUCUUUUCUAUGGUUUAUACAGUGAUCAAAUAUAUUCAUAUUUUGUACCUAAAUUAUGGGCAGCGAACAUGUAUUAUAAUAUGCCGCUCGCGUACAUACUUAUACCGAUAACGUGGACGUUUUUCUCGCUAGUCGCUAUAGUUAAAUCUGCAGCGAGAGGCUUCAAAGAGCGUUUAGUAGAAAACGAGGGACAGUUCUACAUGUACUGCAACCUCGUGUUUGGGGGGUGGGAUUUUUGUAUUCAAAACGAUAAAUCAGCUAAAAUAAAACACAAAGCGUUAUUUAACGAAAUCAAAGGCUGUUUGGAGGAAGAGAGGUAUAAAGAAGAGAAACAGUUACGUACAAGGGAAAGCCAAAUUUUGAUAUAUUUGAAACGUUUCUUGAUAAAUAUACUCGUUUUCAUCAUCCUCGUCGGUUCCGGGAUAUUGAUUUACGUUAUAUUCAAUGAGUCUAUGGAUAAAUUGAAUGAAAUAACGGGAAACGAAUACAGUAAUCGUACGGAAGUGGAUGUUACCGAUUCGUACUCGAUAUGGCAGUUCCGGAACACGUUAUUGGAGUUCUUACCCUUCAUAACGAUCGUGGUGUUAAAUAUUAUAAUACCGGAAAUUUUUAGUUAUUUGAUCAAAUUCGAGACGUACACGCCAGCUAAUACAAUAAUAAUUUCGUUAUUACGAACUGUUUUGCUUAGACUUUCGUCUCUAGCGGUUCUUUUAAGCCAGAUUUACAUACAGAUCUCAGAUCCGGACAGACAAAGAUGUUCGGUUUUUGAAGAAGAGUUCAGACUUGAAUGUUGGGAAACGUACGUGGGGCAACAGUUGUAUAAGUUAAUUUUAACGGACUUCGCGUUACAAUUUGUUAUGACUUUCGUCAUAAAUCUGCCCCGAGCGUUCAUCGCGAGACACAGUAACAGCAAAUGUCUGAAAGUAAUCGGCACCCAAUACUUCUACCUUCCAAAAAACGUUUUAGAUAUAGUCUAUACCCAAACUAUCAUUUGGAUGGGUGCCUUCUUUUGCCCGUUCCUACCAAUAAUCGGAACCAUUUUUUGCUUUUUAAUAUUUUACAUUAAAAAAUUCUCGUGUCUAACCAAUUCUACACCAUCUCCAAUAGUUUAUAAAGCGUCCAAGUCUAAAUCUUUGUUCAUGUCGGUACUGUUACUAGGUUUCGUCAUAUCGAUAGUUCCGGUUGCGUAUUCUGUAGCGGAAAUAGCUCCAUCUUGGAAUUGUGGGCCCUUUAGGGGCUAUGAGACUGUGUGGCAGUUUGUAGUUGAUACGUUUGAUGCGUUCCCUUAUCUAGUCCGAGAGCUAACAUUUUUUAUCGGCACGUCAACGUUUGCAGUCCCGGCUUUUGCUAUAUUAUUAUUUUUUUUAUAUUACUACUGGGCAGUGGCCGUAGCCAAUCGGCAUAUGGUAGAGGUUUUGAAAAACCAGCUAGUUUUAGAAGGGCAUGAUAAGCAAUUCUUGCUAAAUAGACUCAGUGCGUUUAUAAGGCAACAUCAAAAACGAUGUGAGAGGAGAAAUAGAGCUAGCUUCGCAGAUGACGAUUCAUCAGUGCAACAAAGUUCGAGG
This is a messenger RNA of Brenthis ino (lesser marbled fritillary), 2340 nucleotides long. Lineage: Eukaryota; Metazoa; Arthropoda; Insecta; Lepidoptera; Nymphalidae. The record is from the annotation of a GenBank genome assembly.